UAAGACUUCCGCUUCCUUUGCAGAGUUCCCUUGUUGUGGCGUGUGUCGGGAGAGCGAAGCGCCAAAAAAACACGUUUUGCUAAAGCUCCGCGUGUGUUCGUUUUAUUGCAGAAUCGGGAGAAGUUGAGUCGGGAUCUGUGACGCUCUUCAUGGCAAUCAGAAGGGGACACGUUAGAUACUUAAAAGAGGCCUAUGACAUGUCGAACGGUUAUGAAGAUCACAUGGCUGGUGAGCCUAAAGAUUGCAAGACAAACCUCAUCGUCAACUACUUGCCUCAGAGUAUGAGCCAAGAUGAGCUGCGGAGUCUGUUCGGCAGCAUUGGGGAGGUGGAGUCUGCUAAACUUAUUCGGGACAAAGUAGCAGGCCACAGUUUAGGGUACGGAUUUGUUAACUAUCUUAACCCUAGUGAUGCAGAAAGAGCAAUCAGUACUCUCAAUGGACUGAGACUACAGUCUAAAACUAUCAAGGUGUCAUAUGCCAGGCCAAGCUCUGAUACCAUAAAGGAUGCCAACCUUUACAUAAGUGGGCUGCCGAAAACAAUGAUGCAGAAGGAUGUAGAAGAAAUGUUUGGAAGUUAUGGCAGAAUAAUCAACUCCCAUGUCCUGGUUGAUCAAGCGUCAGGACUCUCUCGUGGUGUGGCUUUCAUUCGGUUUGACAAGAGAGCAGAGGCAGAGGACGCAAUUAAGGACUUGAAUGGGCAGAAGCCUCCAGGAGCUGCAGAGCCAAUCACUGUAAAGUUCGCUGCCAGUCCCAACCAAAUGAAAAACUCACAAUUUAUUCCACCUACCUACCACACACCGCCUCGCCGCUUUGGGGGGCCCGUCCACCACCAGGCCCAGAGGUUCAGGUUCUCUCCAAUGAGUGUGGACCACAUGAGUGGCAUGUCUGGAGUUAACAUGGGGCCUGGGAACUCCUCGUCAGGCUGGUGUAUUUUCGUUUACAACCUUGGCCAGGAUGCAGAUGAGGGAAUUCUGUGGCAUAUGUUCGGGCCUUUCGGUGCCGUGACAAAUGUGAAAGUGAUCCGCGACUUCAGCACCAACAAGUGCAAAGGAUUUGGGUUUGUUACCAUGACAAACUAUGAAGAAGCAGCCAUGGCUAUCGCUAAUCUCAACGGCUACCACCUCGGGGAUAAGAUUUUACAAGUGUCAUUCAAAACAAGCAAGUCACACAAGUAGAAAGUAGGGUUGCCAGGAAAAUAAAGGAGAGGGAUGUUGUCUGCGAAGCCAGAGAAAUUGGCGCAGUUUUGAAAAAGAAAAAAAAAAUUUUUUUAGUGUAAUCAUGACUUCGCAAAUGUUUCUAAGUCUUGUUUAGACAUCUCGUUUCUUUUAAGAUUCAAGCUGUUGGAUGCUUCAAAUGCAAGUGUUUUAGGCAUUCUAGUUUAUCCCAAUAUUUGACAAAUUUCGCUUUCGAUACAGAUUUGUGUCUCUGAUGUUAGCCUGAUAUUGUUGCUAUGUGCCAUAUGUGGUCAAACACCUCAUUCAACAGAUGCUGGAUUUAAAACCCAGAUUUGUCUUUUUGUCAGUAUCUUCAUCCUACAUAAUGUAGCACUUUUUGGUUUGGCAGGAAUCUCAUGAUCCAUCUCACAACAGUUCAAUUGUUUAUUAAAAUCUGAGUUUUAAAUGCGGCAUGCUGAGUGCUUCAUUGAGAAAAAGAGAAAUCUUUAACUAAAUUUUUUGCAAGGGGCCCUCUGAAUAGACUGAUAACUAAGGCAUGAAUGGACCAAAGACGUGAACGGAAGGUUUAGCUUCCCCCAGCAGAGGUGCAGGUUGCAUAUCCCUAAACGUAUUCCAAAAGGAUUCGGACAACUGAAUACUAGGUACUGAGUAUUUAUGUAAAAAUUUAUUAACAUUUGAGCAUCAGCAUCUUAUGUUUAUGGUUUGCAUUUUCUUUAGUUUCUGUUUCUCUAGGCUAAAACAUACUUUAAGUUUAGUUUGGUUAUUUGAAAAUGGAUAUCCAGUACUAAUGCAUAUGCUUUUUAAGAUUGCCUUGUGAUAUUUUUGUUUUCUUUUCUCUUUUGUGUUUCCUUUUUGAAAUCUUUCAUUUUGUUUCACAUGGCAUUUACGAUCAUUAAAUUGUAUAUUGUUUUGCUCA
Messenger RNA from Carassius carassius (crucian carp), 2091 nucleotides. Its product is annotated as ELAV-like protein 1. Lineage: Eukaryota; Metazoa; Chordata; Actinopteri; Cypriniformes; Cyprinidae. Bases 150 to 1175 code for a protein of 341 amino acids. The record is from RefSeq and is a predicted model, not a curated record. Gene Ontology annotation, molecular function: RNA binding. The transcript has 8 exons. Gene Ontology annotation, cellular component: ribonucleoprotein complex.